Danaus chrysippus (African queen) is the source of this 2433-nucleotide messenger RNA. NCBI's taxonomy places the organism in Eukaryota, Metazoa, Arthropoda, Insecta, Lepidoptera, Nymphalidae. The record is from the annotation of a GenBank genome assembly.
AUGAACGAAAAUGAUAUUUGGGACGACGAAAUAGAUGACGAAGUUGUAUUACUUGCUAGUCAAGCUUAUGAAAAAGCUCUAAGUGGACAAAACACUAAUGAAUUACCAAAUUAUAGCGUAUGUAUGAACCCACCGUCAACUAGUACACAAAUACAUCCGAAGCCAAAUGCAGCACCCGUUAAUUUACAGAAUAAAGUCCCCAAUUCAAAAGUUACAUCUGCCCAUUCAAGGGAUAAUUACGAAAGAAAUUCCCAUGUACAAAGUUUGUCAAACAAACAUAUAAAUGACAAUAAUCUAAGUGAAAAUGUGAUGUCUAAUAGUUUUUGUAGUGAGCUACCAAAUUACAGUAUAUGUAUGAACCCAUCAUCAACAAGUACACAAAAACAGACAGAGCCGAGCACAUCUCGAAAUUGCUUUCAAUUCAAAAAACCGAGUUCCAACCAAGUAUUCAACUCGGUCUCUACAAAGCUAAAUGAUAAAUGUGAAAAAAUAUCCUCUCCAUUACGAGCCAUGUCCAAAGUUUGCAAAACUGAUAAUGUUAAUAUAAGCGAAGACCUAAUUUUCAACAACGUGAUAUCAAAAGGACAAGAUUCCGAUCAGGUUUACCGACAACUCCUUCAGUUAAAGGAGGAAAAUGAAAAAUUGAAAUCGGAGAAUGGCAAAUUACUCGAGAAAUGUGUUACCAAAGAGGGUGAGGCAUCGAUAUUAAGAACUCAACUAAAAACAUGCCAAAUAGCUGUAGAUAAUGCUAGGAUGGAAAAAACAAAAGCACAGGAAAAAGUGCAAAUGGAUUGGUCGGAGAAAUUAAGUGCGGCAAACAAACAACUUGGGGAACUACGAACACAGUUAGACUUUAAGAAUCUAGAAAUAAUAAGUGUAAAGGAGAAAUGUAAACUAUUAGAAUCUAAUAAAGUGAGGCUCACACAAGUCAAAGCAGGAAAUGAAUUGAUAAGUCAAAGCUACAAUAAUAACAAAAGUGGAGUCAAUGAAUCCCAGUCCAGGAGGAUAAAAAAAAUAUCAAGUGCCGUCCAAACGGAUGACAAAACACAUUUCCUUAAACUCAACAUCAGUUAUACUAAAGAAUACUCAAAACUAUCAGAAAUGCUGCCAUAUAUAGUGGACGAGUCAUGCAAACAGUUCUCAAUAUUAGAAUACAAUGAGAAACUGAUACAGCAGGAUUCAUCGGACAAAUGUCGCAUCUACACUACAUUCCACAGACUACCGAUCACAUCACAAGUUAAGAAAACAAGGAAAAUGUUUAAUUUGAACUGUCUCUAUGAAGAUCUAAGUCAUAUAUCAACAUCGCAGGAACCGGAUUUAAAGAAAUGUCUUCAUGUUGUAAGAACGGCCAGAGAUGUAUUACAAGAAGUUCUUCAAGAUUUAGAGACGAUUCAAGAAAGGAUUACAACAGCUUUUAUUAAAGAUAUGGAUGAAGUUUAUAUGGAGACUACCGGGAACAUAAUAACUAUCACACACAGGGAACUAUUGUGUGGCAAGUCUCUUUACAAAGAGGAGCAAGGUAUCCAAGCGAGGCGGCUCACAGCCGUUCUAGUUUACAUUUUAAAUGAUCCCAAAUACAAAGAAGUUAAGGAUUCAAUAUUGCAGGAUGACAAGACGGUUGAACAAAUAUUUAUUGAGUUAAUGAAUAAAAUAUGUAUCGCUUUGGAUCGUACGUCAACAUCAACUCUAUACAGCGGAUUACUUCUAUCAAUAAUAUUUUUACUUCAAGCAUUCAUAGAAAGGAGCACUCAAACUAUGGACGUAGUAAAGAACAUAAUACUAUCUCGACCAAUGGGCUUCGUUAUAUGCGAGAUAAUAAAACAAAUGGGAUCCUAUAACAGAAAACAUAUUUAUGACAUGUGUGGGGGAAACAGCGGCAAUCUGAAAUUAGACCACGAACAGGGCGUGCUUUUAUAUAGAAGAGAUUCGUGUACAAUGCGGGUAGUACUAGAACAAUUGGAAGUAGCUCUUAGAUGUAUAGAGAGACAGUAUUUAGUGACACAAGCUGUGGAGUGUGGCAGAAGUAUACUCAGAAUAUACAGCAUGUUGAAUAGUUGUGACGAACAAGAUAACGGAUCAAGAUGUGAAUGCAGAAGUGUUUUGAUGCGUGUCAUGGUGUACACAUUGAAGAUAUGCGCACAAAUGUGGACUGACAGAAAUAAUAACACAGACGUUGAAUCUCUCCGAGCGGUGUGUCAGUAUGGUGUACAAGUAUUGUACUUAGUAGUGAGCAUUGACACAGACUGCUUGACUAAACAUGAAGGACCCUUGAUACAAAUGUGUCACAUGAUAAAACUACACUGCGAAGAAAUGUACUACAAUAUGAUAUCUGAAAUAAUCAGUACAUUUCAGUUAGCGACCGAUGAAACACCACAGAGUUACAACAAGCAGGCUUGGAUCAACAGCUUUAAGACAUUCAGUAUCAACGAAUGA